AUGUGCACUCAAGACCUACCAUUGUUCGAUUUGGAGAACAACAAUACCAUUUUCUUCUUUGAUCAGUUGGUCGCUUUCAGUCGAGUCUACACAGUCCUUCACCGGCACCUAUGUCUUUUCGUGUGUUUUGUUGGCGUCCUCCUCAAUAGUCUACACUUUUAUGUCUUGACAAGGAAAGCAAUGCGAGUGUACAUAAUCAAUGCAUUACUGUGUGCUAUGUCAAUAUGUGAUAUUAUCACAAUGACUUCCUAUUUCAUCUACAUUCUCCGGUUUCGAAUUUUUGAUUCUCCAGCAACUACAAUAGGAUAUUCGUAUCCCUGGCUGAUAUUUCUGAUCACCCACGUCACCUCAUCAAUUGCUCUUCAUACAACAGCUCUUUAUUUGUCUGUAAUUAUGGCCUACAUCAGAUGGACCGCUUUAGACCGUCUGGAUGCCAAAUGGAUUAAUCAUGGAGCACUAAAGCAGAUUUUGAUUUUUACGGCACUAAUUGUGUCUAUUAUCUCUAUUCCGACAGUGAUGGUUCAUAAAAUUGUGCCCGUGAAGGAUGUGAUAGGAAUUAAUGAAACAGAAGCAAUCGGUGGAGAAUUGAAGCUCGAAGGACUCUACACUGUUCAACUGGAUGAGACAUCAAUCAAUGGGUGUGCGCUGUUUAGAGUCAAUUUAUGGAUCACUGGAGUUAUGUUCAAGAGGGAGAAGGAGGAAUUCCAACUUCUGGCGACAUCAGCCACGCCCACAAAUACCACUAGGGAUGAAUCAUCACCAAGAAUCCGAAAAGUGUCGCAAUGCCGAAACGUGUCAAUCGACCGUACCACAUUAAUGCUAAUCAUAAUGCUUGUCGUUUUCCUAUGCACCGAAAUGCCACAAGGUUUGCUAGCUAUCCUAUCAGCUAUCUACCCUACACAUGUACAUACCAUGAUUUACGUUAAUGUUGGAGAGGUUCUCGAUCUGAUGUCUCUUAUCAACUGUCUGACCUCAUUCAUCGUCUACUGCGUAAUGAGCACCACCUAUCGAGCAACCGUAAAAUCCGUUUUGUGCCGCCCGGGAAAUCGACGGGCCGCUUUCAAAAACACACAUCUUCUGCUCAAUUCCUAUAGAAUACAGGUUUCUUAG
This is a messenger RNA of Caenorhabditis briggsae, 1110 nucleotides long. RefSeq names its product Protein CBR-DMSR-5 (gene Cbr-dmsr-5). Bases 1 to 1110 code for a protein of 369 amino acids. Gene Ontology annotation, cellular component: membrane. The transcript is spliced from 7 exons. NCBI's taxonomy places the organism in Eukaryota, Metazoa, Nematoda, Chromadorea, Rhabditida, Rhabditidae. The record is from RefSeq and is a predicted model, not a curated record. Gene Ontology annotation, molecular function: G protein-coupled peptide receptor activity.